CACGGAGAAGACCCUCGCUGGCGAGGGUGUCCGAGGGAAGGAGCGGGGAAGCUGGUUCCGGGCUGAGGAGGUGGAGGGGUCCGCCCGGCUCCGCAGGAGGGAGGAUAGUCGGGUUUGGGGAGGAAGGCUCCGGUCGGGACCGAAUGGGAGAGGGGAGGCCCUGAAAGUGCGGCUGGAAGAGGACGAUGCCGAGUAUGGACCUUCUGAUGUUGAAGGCCUUUGAGCCCUACUUCGAGAUUUUGGAAGUGUAUUCCACAAAGGCCAAGAAUUACGUAAAUGGGCAUUGCACCAAAUAUGAGCCCUGGCAGCUAAUUGCAUGGAGCAUCCUGUGGACCCUGCUGGUAGUCUGGGUGUACGACUUUGUCUUCCAGCCGGAGAGUUUAUGGUCGAGGUUCAAAAAGAGAUGCUUUAAGCUCAUCAGGAAGAUGCCUAUUGUUGGUCGAAAGAUCCAAGAUGAGAUGAACAAGGUCAAGGAUGAUAUCAGCAAGAGCCUGUCAUUUCUGCAAGUGGAUAAAGAAUAUGUGAAAGUUCUGCCCUCUCAAGGCCUGAGCUCGGCUGAAGUUCUGGAGAAGCUCAAGGAGUACAGCCGCCUGGACGUCUCAUGGCAGGAGGGGAGAGCCUCCGGGGCGGUGUACAGCGGGGAGGAGCAGCUCACCGAGCUCCUGGUGAAGGCUUAUGGAGACUUUGCAUGGAGUAACCCACUGCAUCCAGAUAUCUUCCCAGGACUACGGAAGAUAGAGGCCGAGAUCGUGAGGAUAGCUUGUUCUCUGUUCAAUGGGGGCCCAGAUUCCUGUGGAUGUGUGACCUCUGGCGGGACAGAAAGCAUACUGAUGGCCUGCAAAGCUUAUCGGGACCUGGCUGUGGAGAACGGGAUCAGAAGUCCAGAGAUUGUGGCCCCCCAAAGUGCCCAUGCCGCGUUUGACAAAGCAGCCCACUACUUUGGGAUGAAGAUUAUACGGGUUCCACUGAACAAAAUGAUGGAGGUGGACGUUCGGGCAAUGAGGAGAGCCAUCUCCAGGAACACUGCCAUGCUCGUCUGUUCCACCCCACAGUUCCCUCAUGGUGUGAUAGACCCUGUCCCUGAGGUGGCCAAGCUGGCUGUCAAAUACAAAAUACCUCUCCACGUGGACGCGUGUCUGGGGGGCUUCCUCAUCGUCUUUAUGGAGAAAGCAGGAUACCCGCUGGAGCAGCCGUUUGAUUUCCGGGUGAAAGGUGUCACCAGCAUUUCAGCGGAUACCCAUAAGUAUGGCUACGCCCCCAAAGGCUCUUCGGUCGUGUUGUACAGUGAGAAGAAGUACAGGAGCUACCAGUUCUUCAUAGAUCCAGAUUGGCAGGGUGGCAUCUACGCUUCCCCAAACAUGGCGGGCUCACGGCCUGGUGGCAUUAGUGCAGCCUGCUGGGCCACCUUGAUGCACUUCGGUGAGAGCGGCUAUGUUGAAGCUACCAAACAGAUCAUCAAAACUACUCGCUUCCUCAAGUCAGAACUGGAAAAGAUCAAAGGCAUCUUUGUUUUUGGGAAUCCUCAAGUGUCAGUCAUUGCUCUGGGCUCCCGUGAUUUUGACAUCUACCGACUGUUCAAUCUGAUGACUGCAAAGGGGUGGAACUUGAACCAGCUGCAGUUCCCAUCCAGCAUUCACUUCUGCGUCACGCUAGUGCACACCCGGAAGCGCGUGGCCAUACAGUUCCUGAAGGACGUCCGCGAGUCUGUCACCCAGAUCAUGAAGAACCCUAAAGCAAAGACCACGGGAAUGGGUGCGAUCUACGGCAUGGCCCAGACCGCCGUCGACAGGAACCAGGUGGCGGAACUGUCCUCGGUCUUCCUGGACAGCCUCUUCAGCACAGACACCGUACCUCAGGGCAGCCAGAUGAACGGUUCUCCGAAGCCCCGCUGAGCGGGGAGGGGCUCUGGCCUCCAGAGGCUCCCGGGAGGGUGCGGAGCCGGCCACGUGCAGGUUCAGCAUCUGGUCUCGCCCGCAGAGCGCGGCGAGACCGACAAGGGACAGCUCGGUGCUCGGGACCGCGUUCCUCCUCCGCACAGCCUGCUGUGGUUUUUAAUGUGAAGGCCCUGCAGGGUUCUGUUUCAUAAUUAUUUUGCCAUUGUUUUAAAUGUUAUACUAGGAAUUGUUUUAACCAUUUCCUUUCCUAACCUCUCUAGCUUUCCGCCUCACUUAAUCGUGUGUGGCAGCUCUGACCUGUCCUGAUCUGAUUUCCUACGCGAGCGUUGGUACAGUGUGUGAGACAGAGAAAGGCUCCUCCGUGAUCUCAGGCAGACGGGCUGGUCAGCUCGGGAGCACUCACGGAACCGAAGUCCCCCGGGUGGCUAGGUGCACUCUAGGCAGGAGGCACCUUCAGCCUUGUGCUCUGAGUGGAUUCGUCAUCUGUCUGAGAAGCACGGGUACUGCAGCUUGUCCUGUGUCUCCAGGACGCAGACUGACCAGUCCGUUGCUCACGUUCUGCGGGGUCAGCACGGCCAGCCUGCCGGGGCAGGUGCAGAGUGGUACGUUACCCUCUUCGGGGGGCAGUCCCCGUUUGAUUCUUGGUUUGCACCAUCUUUGGGGACUCCUAUUUGAAAUGAUGCACCCUCUGGUUUGUUCUCGAACUAGGAAGGGAAUGUCAUUCCCAGAGAAUCCAGGACUUUCUGGCCUAGUGCUGCCUCUCUGCACUGGCAGUUUUCAGAGCACAGCCCAGCCCUCACCUGGGCUAGAAGUGACCAGAAACCAGACCCUUUCCUAUACUUUACUGAAAGUCAGGGUGGGAUGAGCACUCAUAUUCAGAAACGUGUCACCCAAGUUGGUGGCCCUCCCCCUUGCCUCCACUGCUUUAAGCCAUCAUGAAUGAGAGCAUGUUUGCCAGAAGGGACAGACAGCUCAAAGCACUCACAAGUUGCCUUGAUUUACCCUAGGUGGUGCAAGGAGGGCCUGAGCGAGCCCCCAAGGCAAGGAAAAAUUCCUGUCCCUGUUAGUGUGCUCCCUAGCCUCUCUCCCCUGUAUUCGGCUCCCCAAGGUACGAUGGCAAUUGAGCCUCAGGUACUGGGCACUCUUGGCCCUGGCUCGGCUGAGAUAAACAUUUUGGCAUAGGAAGACACGAUGGUGUCAGUUGGAGCCUAGGACCUGGGAUUUCUUCUUAAGACUAGUUGCUCAGGGUGGUGCAGGGACAGGACCAAGCCCUGCACCCACUUCCUGCCGCCUCCUGCCCCUCGUGGGGCCUGGAUCUGGGCUGCGCCACUGUCCCACCCUCAUGACGACAUACUGUAUGUGUGCCUUUUCCCUCGGCAGGGGGCAGUGGUGGGCUAUUCCUCACCCAGGCCCUGGGGGCGUGGGGGGCGGGGGUGGCCUUGGAGGCUUUCCUUUGGGUAGGGGAUUACUGGGGAUGAGUCAGGAGACAGUCCUCGAUUCCAUUUCCCUUCUCAGGGACCCCUGAAUAUUCAGCUUCUUCAGGCUGGCAUCCUCCCACCUCUUCCCUGGGUGUGCUGGCCAGCAGAGCCUAGAUGACAGUUUCCCCAAGCUCCUUACCACGUGUAUCUGAAAUGUUCUUUAGCACUGUACUUCCCGCAUAAAACUGUGACUGGCCAUGUCAUUGCAGGCUGGUGUGUGUGUGUGUGUUUCCUGUUUCCGCCGUUGUGGGUUCAAAGGGUGGUUGGUGUCUGUGUGUGUCAGAGGGAGAGGCUGAGGCCCUUCGGACAUGGAAGCAAUGUUCCCUCCAGUUACUGAAGCGGCGGCACCUCCUGAGAGGGCUGUGCACGAAUCGUCUCUUGGUUUCCAGUGCAUUCCUUAACGCUGGGGGAAGUCCCGGGACCCAGAACCACCCAGCAGGCACCGCUGUGGUUUGUCAGCUGCGCAAACAGAGAAGCCUGUGCCCCAGAGUGUUCUGUUGCUCCCAGCAUCUCCCCAGGCCCUGCCCCUGUGCUUCGACAGCUUUGCUGGGGAGGGGGUAGAGCUGUUUUUCAAAGGGACCUACUGUCGCCACUUUAAUUUAUGUUUACGAGCCUUAUUUGACUAAACAUUUGUGGGCUUUCCAUUCUGUGUAUCUGUGUGUAGUAACGCCAAGUCUGCUAGAGGUGGGUGGAGUGUCUUAACUCUGCAUUAGAAGUCAGUAGUUGUGUGAGUAUACUGCCAUGUCACUUUUAAUAUUGCCCGUUUUAUACUUGGAAAAUGGUACUUGCCUCCUUGAAUUUUCUGUCUUUAACCUUCCCCUUCCCAUCUCAACGCUCCCUUUGUAAUUGCAGCAAUAGUCUCUUAAAAAGCAAUUGGAUCAUUAAACGUCCCAAACCUUCA
Phyllostomus hastatus (greater spear-nosed bat) is the source of this 4274-nucleotide messenger RNA. It is a transcript of the gene SGPL1, whose product is annotated as sphingosine-1-phosphate lyase 1. Gene Ontology annotation, biological process: sphingolipid catabolic process; carboxylic acid metabolic process. Gene Ontology annotation, molecular function: sphinganine-1-phosphate aldolase activity; pyridoxal phosphate binding. The coding region runs from base 186 to 1892 and encodes 568 amino acids. NCBI's taxonomy places the organism in Eukaryota, Metazoa, Chordata, Mammalia, Chiroptera, Phyllostomidae. The record is from RefSeq and is a predicted model, not a curated record. Gene Ontology annotation, cellular component: endoplasmic reticulum. The transcript is spliced from 15 exons.